Molecule: messenger RNA, 7655 nt
Organism: Amoebophrya sp. A120
Lineage: Eukaryota; Dinophyceae; Syndiniales; Amoebophryaceae
Source: the annotation of a GenBank genome assembly
AGUGACCGUGCGAUCAACACCCUGAAAAUAUGACUUUGUUCAAAUGUUAAGUUUUGGAUUUUCUCCAUAUUUCAGCGCAUCAUUCUCACCAUCACCGCCCAUCAAGGAGAUUGACAGUACAAGAUAGAUAAACACGCUAGAUGAACGAAUUAAACACACUUGGCGGAUCUCUAGCAUUUAUUACCAUGCAAACUCAAACUCGCCGGACCAUUUUCGUGCAAGCAGCGUGGACGAGUUCAGAUCUGCCAAUUUCGCGUCCUUGAUAUUUUUUCUUUCCCGAUGUCCAAUUUACCCGUGCGCAUUGAUAAUAGCAGAUGGAUCUAUGUAACUUCCCCGCAAUGUUCUCCCCCACGCUACGCAUAGUGUUUCUCAUUCAUCUUUCCUCCCUCCCUUGCCCACUUGCAGUGCUCAAGCACAGCCAUCCGUGAUUGACGGGUUAGUCACACGAAAUCUUCAUAGACAGAUUGAAUAAUUGUACCAGCACUAGUCUGUGAGUUUCAUUUUCCAUUUUCAUUCUCUUUCAUCUUCUAGCAGUUUCUUAGUAAGAUACACCUGAAGCAACAUAAAGUAGGAACGCUUGAAAUUUUUUAGAAGGACCCGAUUUCUCACGUCUCCGUUUUCGAGUGUCUUGGAUGAAUCCUACCCGCCGACAAGACAUAUCGCGGCUAGGCAAUCAUUUUAAUACACCUAAACUGUUUCAAUUCUAAUUCAGGAACUCUCAUUCAACUGAUUUGUUUAUUCACUUUGUUGUCGAAAAGUGAGUAGUUCAAAUUGAUGCGUCUCUUCUGAAACAAGUAGUUCAAUAAAACCACUUUGAAUAUACAAAGAUACAAUAAUUGCAGAUUCUCGACCCUUGUUUGUACAUGGAUUACAAAGUUUGUCGGCAGGUCUGACUUUUCCUUUGAAAGGCUAGCACUGUCGAGCAAUUUAUUUUUUAUUCGCUGCAAAUCUUUCGGCGUGCGUGGUGUUUUUGGAGCCGCACGGCUAGCUGACGGACCAAAACACAGCUACAGCUGCAACGGCACGCACGCGCGUUGGAAGAAUUUAAAACAAGUACAAGAUCGCAUUUUCGACCCUAAGUUUCUGAACACCCGCACCAAAAGCAGCAACAAGAAGACACGAACAAACAACAAUAUCAUCGUGAUUUCUUGCCAAUCCCGCAAAUAAAUUUAGUAGGUGCGUCUUCGCGUCCUUCGGCAACAAGGAAGUACAAGCACAACCACAGGAAUCUUGUCAGUAAAAAAGAACAUCAUCCUCAACUAAGAGAAAAUAACACAGAACGACGGAUACGAAGUAUAACAAGUAUAGGCCCAACACCUUUAUAGCAGCACUUUUACAUGGCGACCUCAGUAAGAGCGUCCCAAAAAUAGUGUAUAAUCUCCCCCCGACGACCCCAGACAGAAUUAAGUCGGUUUCGGCGCCUGCGGCCACGUCGGCAGCGAUGUCGCGCGGUCAGACGAGUUUGGUGGUGAAAAACACUUUUCUGGAUCUCGACGGCUCCGCCAAGGCACCGUUUCCAGAGCUCGAUGACGACAUCCCGCGAGCGAAUACGGCACCUGUGCGAAGGUAAGCUUCUAUGGUUUAUUCGUUUUGCGUCCUUCGCGGUGCUGGUGCUGCGACAAUGGCAAUGCGUGCAUGGUACAUAUGUGCAAAGGCACACGCUUGUGUUGUGUGAAUCCUGCAUGAGUAAACCGAGCGUAUGAUGGUUUGCUUGUUGCGGGCAUUGGGUGCAGACUCAUGCGAUGGACAAAGACAAACGUUGUGAUACACCGUAGCUUUAUCAACAUUUUCGAAAAUUACCAAAUGAAGGACCUCAUCCUCCGCGUACCGGGGCGAGGAAGACCUUCCGCCACGGCUGUACAAAAUCGAGGAGCAAAUAUGAUAUCAAAAAUUGAUCCCAUUUCCGUUGCUGUCCGGUAGCGGAAGCGAUUUUCUGUGUAGUGGCCCUUAGAACUGCACUCGAGCAAGAGCGACUAUUGAAGUAGUGCAGAGAUCUAGAUCUUUUGCUUGUGCCGCAUAAAAGAUGAGACUCGAUUAAACUUGCGACGUUUAAAGAAACUUCGUUGGCCGCAACAUGUUGAAGAGGCAGCUAUAGUUCUGGAAUGGGAUCAAUUGUUUCAUGUGGAUGCCCUGCGGUAUACCGCCAGCGCAGCAGCGAGCAAGAAAAUAUUCCCUACCGCCAACGCACCACCGACACGGUCGCCGCUUACCGACAGAGGACCGCCGAAAGCUCCAUUCCCUACCGACAGCGAACCGCCGAGGUAUGAAAUUGUAAGAGGAAGGGAUACAAUAAACCGGUAGUCCUGGUGGUGCAGCGUUGCUGGUCUCGUUCUCUCAUCUCGAAAGACUGCAAUUUUGGAUCGUCGAAAUGAAUUGAAAGGCAUGCUGGAAAAGGCGGAAAAAUUUGAAAUGUCGAAUCAAACAAAAUUUUCACAGUCCGCCGGCGGCGUACCGCGAUACAUAACGCGAGACCCCUUUGACGACCCGCAGGCCGGAUCCUGGUCGCCCCUCUGGUACAACCGUGGCUAUUACUUUCAGCUUAUUCUUUGUUUUCUAAAUAAAUGGAUGUGAAUCACUGGCAACAUGAUGCUGAAACAUUUGCAAGAACUACCGGAGAAUAGUUUCAUGCAUGUCGUCGUUCUUUGGCUUACGGGAGGUUUUUUUACGACGGGAAGACACCUUUCCGGUGGAACUGGAAAGAAUAAAAAAGCUGUACACGAAUUCACAGUUCAUCAAAAUUUCAGGCAUGGAGCGGGUGGCACACCCCCCGCGGGCGCCGCUGGCGGCUACCCGGCACUAAGCGAGCAGCACCAGCAGAUAGACAUGAAUUCGUACCCAGCUUCUGCUUACUUCCAGCCGCAGUCGGCUGCGCAACAGGGCGGCUACGGAAUGAGCGCGUACGAUACCUACCACUCGGGCGGGAAUCCGAUGUCGGGAAUGCUGGACAACACCGCACCGCAGUCCUCGCAGCCAUACCCGGCCAACCUUGCCUACAGCAACCUAGCCUCGGCAAUCGAGCAUCAGCAGCGCAGCCGCUUCGGGAGCACGGCCAGCGUGAUUCCCCCGCCCGGCAUGAUGAUUUCGGUUCGCGCACGAGAUCUGUAUGCCUUGCUGCAGUUUGUGCAGGCGGCUACGGGUCUAGGAACGCCCGCAGCCGCCGCGCCGAUGAACCCCGAUGGCGCGGCUGCGGCGUCAGAGCUCGACACAGAAGGCAAGACCCGCGCGGCCAUCUCGGCCAUCCUGAACGCGCUCACCAACAGCGGGAGCGUCCCCGCACCCGGCUUGUAUGGAGGGCAUACGGCACGUCCCAGCGCGGACUCCAUCCGCCUCGGGGAGGAGUUUCUCCUGCAGAACCACGGGCAUGAGCCGCUGCACCUGGAAAGCCAGCCGGGCCUGGGCCGGCCCGUGGUGCUUGGAACCACGACGUCUGCGGCGACUGACACCCCCGGCGCGGCCCGCGUCAGUUUUGCCAGCAACAGCAUGCAAACGGACGGCGGCGGGAGCAACAACAACAAUGUUAUCGACAUGAGCAGUCCGCUGAACCACACCGCUUCGCUGCCGCCGCCGCGCACGAGCAGCGGGCAGCACUCCCAACAUCAGCAGCCUCCGACCAGCUUCUCGGCCCGCGCCGGCGGCACGUACUCCGCGUGGGAGGUGGUGAACACGGCGGGGAAUGGCCAGAGCGUCUACAAUACACCGGUGCCGCAACAGUACUACAACACGCCGGUGGGUUCUGGGAACAACGGAGGGAACAACAACCCCUCGUUUCCCUCCUCGGACCAAUACGAAUACCACGACGUCCACACGCCCUUCUUUCCCCCACAGCCACCUCCCAUCGGGAUGGGCAGUGGAGGCGCGGCGCACGGUGGCAAGGCCAACAAUAACUGGGUGUACGACCCCGAACCGAGGACCAGUGGAACCUCAACCGGGGGAAUGAACAAGGGCAGCUCCGCGGGCGGCGCCAACCCCUACGUUCCGCACUAUCGGGGCGGCAAAGGCAUGGGCGGGGGACACCCGCACACGACCACCGGCACGUCGAGCAAAAGUCGACGCAGUGGCGGCGCAUCGGACCAGCACAACCAACGGGGGAGUGGCUACGACGAGGACCUGCACGCGCGGACUUUGCUCCCCGAGAGCGAGUUGAUGCAAACGACGAACCUGAAGCCCUCCCAGGUAGACUAUACCAUCCCCGCAACGCCCCACGCGCUGCGCCGACAAACCUCCAUCAACAGUGGGGCGCACCGGGUCACGUGGAACGUUGAGGCCAAGAGAUUAAAGAGCACGGAUAAGGUAUUUGUUCUACUUCCUUGCCUGAUUGUUGUGCGUUUCGUGAUUUCAUAAUUGUUGAGUUGUAGACAUGACAAGUCAAUAUCUUCAUUUUCGAUCAGAUUCGUAUGAACUGCCCACAGAAAUAACGAACUAGUCAAUCUCAAUGCUUCUGCAACAAGUUGUGAAAAAGAAACAAAUACCGUCGUGUAAUAAAUACAACAGCUUUGCGUCUCUCCGGCGUUUUCCGUCUUGCAAAUUGAGGACGUGAAAUAUCGAAUCGUGCUUUACCCGCCCGAAACCGGCAACUACAGCAAAGGUCAGGGGAAUUUUCGCUCCAGCAAGGGCAAAGGUAUAAUACGCAUUUCGCGAUAACAUGAUUACGACCUUGUCGCACUACGCGACUGAGCUAUAUAAUGUUUUUUUGGUAGUUGGCGAAGUUGCUGUACUAUACCACAGUCAACGAAGUAGAGCAACUGAAGUCAACAUACGUGAUCCUGCACUGUGUGAAUUGGAAUAUGUUACGUUCUGAGAAAUGUGGUUUUUUUCGAACAAGAACUUCAACAUUUGUGUACGGCUUGCUACAGGUCGUAUCGUGCUGAAGUGCGACACCGCAAUGGGGGACGUGGAAGAAGUUGGCAGCAAGUUUCAGUUGUCCUUUCGCUUUUUCGUGGGGGGCCCGGAUAAGAAGCCGAAAAUUUCGGGGCCGAUGACAAACGACUUUACGGAGCUCAACACAAAGGGACUGCCGAAGGCGGAAGAGUGGGACUUUCUGCAGCACGCGGAGCGCGGCAAUUUGCUGGUGGGAGUCGAGGCGCGACAGGCGAGCUUCACAAGCACGCAGCUCCCGUUGUACCCAGACUCGUGGCUGACGCCACUGGAGCGGCAGAGGUCAACUGCGAGCGCCGUAUCCAAUCCGCCAGAGAUGAUGGAAACCAAUCUGAAAGACAAACGGGACCAGAGCUCAAGCUCGAGCGCGAGUAAUGGGAACGAGACUUCUAAAAGGAAAAAGAAGAGCAGCACAACAGCGAGCGACCAGGUCGUGCCGCAGCCGCCGGAUGAAGAGAAACAGGCGGGAGCCCCCGAAGAGACCACGACGAACACCGGCAUAGAAUCGAACGGCAAGCACGUUGUUUACAAGGAGGGGGUGCACCAGCAGCAAGACUGCGUGGAAAGUUCGCAGUACUACGAGCGCGGGGAAUGCGAUGCGGAUGUUUCGCGCCAUGCAGUUGAGCCACUCCCGAUCCACUUGGGAGUGCCGUUCCAUUCACCAGACGACAUUUUUCUCGAGUGCGAAAGACAGGAAAGCUACACAAACGUACACAAAUACAAGGGCAAGCAUGGGGCGUCGAGCAAAGAUCGCGGAAAGAAGUUCUCGGCAGACUACACGCACACACCAACGCCAAGAAGAGACAACAAGAUUCAGUUCACGACAACCGCUGCGAGGCGCGGAACUGGUAGGCGGACCACGUCCUCACUCGGUAGCACUACGGUAAUGAUGAAGACUACUAAUUCAUCAGGGCAGCAGCAGCACAACCACAUCGACCCCCGAGAGCAGGCACGGACGAAGGUUCCACCCAAUAAUAAGAGCCACAGCAAGGGAUACAGUCCGCGCGUCGGCAUCAACGGCAAGAGCAAUUCAACGCUCCGGGGAACGACGUCGAGAAAGGGGUGUGACUACGGGAAACUGAACGCGCCGCAGAGCAGUAGCACCGGGGACUGCAGCACGAGUGACCAAUCGCCGAAUGACCCAUCGCCGGAAUCCUAUGAGUAUGACCCCGGCAACGGCUUCGGCCACCCCCGUGACUACAUCGUGUCCCCGGAGCACAGAAAGAAUGCCAAUAUACCGGCGCAUGUCUGUUGAACCGCUAUUAUGAGCAGCACAAUGUCUACUUUUUUAGUAGCGCCGUGUGUCACAUAGGUAUUCCGAUGCGAGGGGCUGGUGGAUCGAGCAGCCAUAUCAGAGUUCCGCGCAAUGUGUCACAGAAGCAGCUGGAUGGUUUUGGUUUCCUAUAUAAAUUACUCAACUUUAAUAUUUGAAUUUGCUCUUCUCCCGAAGCAAGCUGUCAGUUAGAUUAAAACACUAGCUCCGUCAGGAAAGAGUCUAUUUUUGCUACAGACGGUAGCUAAACAGAAGAAGCAGUUUCCCGUCCCAAGUUCUAGUAUUCAUCCCAUGAUUUUUUCAGAACUCCUGAGUUCUCUUGUGCGAUAAAUAUGACUGGAAAAGGUGACGUUCAUUUAGAACAGACCAGCCAUCGCAUUCAACUAUUCUUAUUGUAGUUACUAGGCUUACUCCUGCAAGCAAACGGCCAUUUCGCGGAUUGCAGACAGGUCGGCGACUAGAAAGUACUACACGUCCCCCAUGGGGGUAGGGCAGCCUGCUUUCCCUGGCUGCCUUUCUCCGUUGCGGUGAGAUGAAGAAAAAUUAUGUACCCGGCACUACGACCAACACAGUGAUAUCCUACGGUAUCGACUUUUUUUUGAAGGUUGGAAGUGCUUCCUAAUUGAUUCACCAGCCAUACACAGAUACUAUCCCUACGGUUUCCGGGUGUAAUGUAAUCUGAAUCCCUACAACGUUUGCGGAUCCGCCGCUGACCGACUGAUCCGGUAGUUACAACAAGAUCAGCAGAAUAAACUAUGGAGGCCACAUUCGGUACUACGAGCUAAUAAAUCCGACUUCUGAUUUAUUAGCGUAGUCCAAAAGGCUGAGCGCGCUGAAGAAAAAUCUUCGCGGUAAGUUCUCCAUGCUUUGAAUUUUAUGAAGGUGGACUUGAACUACUGACCGCUGAUCUAAAGAUAGGAUUUCCACAAGCACGAGCUCAAGUUUCUGGGAGUACAAAAGUUUAUGAAAAUAGUCUGUCAUUAUAGUAAUCAAGACGCUUUUCCGCAACUGCGCACACACUAUCGGAAGCGAGUGCGACGAGGCUUGUGAGUUAGUAUACACGACCAGCAUGGUAUUCUCAGAUAUGGAUCAUGGUAUGUAAAUGCCGCCUUCACGACAGACAUUCGCACCAGUAAGCUGCUGGUUGUUGAGUGGAAAACCUUUUUUUUCAAUCUCGUUUCUCUCGCAACUGCGGAAGCACAAACACUCCUGCCACGACCCCUUUAUAUGAUUACCACAUGAAAGAUAUGUGUACCUAGUCGCACAGAUAAGAUUAUAGAUUGAUGGGGAUGUGUUACUUUGUCACAACUCUACGAAACAAAUGAUGAAACAACUAGCUCAUUAUCUGUGCCGGGGGACGGCAGGUGCUUUGGUAGUAUCUGUGAGCACCUUUUUGGUCCCGUACUUCUGUAUCGAGGAAAAUUUUACACGGCUGUUGUGCCGCUGAGAAUGAGCUUUCAAAGUAAAUGAAGGAAUGCGUCUCCACUUCGUGCUAUAUCCAGUUGAU